This is a messenger RNA of Rhagoletis pomonella (apple maggot), 686 nucleotides long. Its product is annotated as nuclear transcription factor Y subunit beta-like. Bases 226 to 576 code for a protein of 116 amino acids. The transcript is spliced from 2 exons. The record is from RefSeq and is a predicted model, not a curated record. NCBI's taxonomy places the organism in Eukaryota, Metazoa, Arthropoda, Insecta, Diptera, Tephritidae.
CUUCGACCUGCUUUGCAACUGCGCCUGCGUUUUAUAACGCGUUUAAAUAUCGAAGACAUUAACACGGAUAAGAACCUCAAUUUGCCACUUGUACAACAGCAACAGCAACAACAGCAGCAACAUCCACCACCAACUCAGCAACAGUUAGCUGCUGCCGUACAACAGCAAGCGCAGCAAGCGCAGCAACAGCAGCAACUUCAACAACAACAGCAGCAAAAGGCGAAUAUGGUGAACGCCCAGAGCCAGCAACAGCAACAGGUGCAAAUGCAGGCAGGGGGCAAUGCUCAACCGCAGCAGCAGCAACAGCCCUCACAACAGCAACAGUCACAACAACACCAGCAACAGCAACAACAAUCCCAACAAAAUGUACCAAUGGUUGCAGUGGGCAGUGGCAGUGGUGCUGCAGGAGGUGGCAACGCGCCUGGUAAUCAUCCACAAAUGGCUAAUUACAAUUUAAUGGCGCAGCAGCAGCAACAACAACAACAACACCAACAGCAGCAUAUGGCUGCAAAUAUGGGCCAGCACCAACCACAACAAAUGCAAUACUUUAUGCAAAACAUGCCACCCCGCUAUUGAGUUGACGUUGGUAGUGCGCAUUUGCAUAGAAUUAUUAAGUAUUGGCUAGAUAUUUCGCAUCGCAAACGCAUGUUCGUUUAUAAGAAGACUUUAAAGUUUGUGUGUUUUUA